AUGCUCUCCUAUGAGGAAUACAAGACCCAAUUGUUACAAGACAUUUUCCCUCUACUUCAAAGAUGGCACCUCUCUAAACAUGUAGUGUUUAAUGCGGACGCUCACACCGUUCGAGUAAAGGCCCAAAAUCCCCUGAUAGCGAAUUGCGACAUUGAACUACAGAUUGAGUACUCUCAUCUUUACCAUGAGCCACUUCUCAUUUUUCGUUUCUGGAAUACAACCUUAAUUGACGGAGUAGAGCAAUCUCAAAUAUGGCUGCCAGACGACUUGCCGUCGGUGCUAAACAUGAAAGGAUUUAACACCGGAUUAGAUCAUGUCGACAAAGAGUCAAAGACUAUCUGGUUUUCCGCACAUUGUUGCGAUACAUCAAAAGUAGUCGGAUCGGACACCUCGUCUUAUCUUUCAAGAUGGUGCUCUGUAUAUUUUACAUUAUUUGAUUGUUCUUUUGCAAAUGUAUAUAUGCCAAAAGUCAAAAGUUGA
Messenger RNA from Lachancea fermentati, 480 nucleotides. Lineage: Eukaryota; Fungi; Ascomycota; Saccharomycetes; Saccharomycetales; Saccharomycetaceae. The record is from the annotation of a GenBank genome assembly.